Molecule: messenger RNA, 2514 nt
Organism: Drosophila montana
Lineage: Eukaryota; Metazoa; Arthropoda; Insecta; Diptera; Drosophilidae
Source: RefSeq, a predicted model, not a curated record
AUGAGUGAGGUAUUCUGCGACCGGGCCGCUCGUUGGUUUUUGAGCAGUGGACUGAGGGAUGUGCCAUGGUCGGUAUUUAGGAGGGGUUUCUUAGAGUUCUUUCUACCACCACGCUACUUCGAGAGGCUAGAGGACGAAAUCCGAUCCCGCCGGCAGCGUGUGGGGGAAGAGUUUAAGGAAUACCUCAUAGAGCUGAGGGCUUUGAUGCAUCAUGCCACAUAUGAGCCGGCACAGGAGCUGCACCGUAUAUAUGAGAAUGCUGCCCCCGAAUACAGGCUUUACGUACGACGGCAAGAUUUCUCCACCUUAUCCCAGCUGACUCUGCUCGCCGUGGAGUACGAAACGGUGAUGAGACAGAGAGCGGAAUACUCCGGAAGCAGAGUGGAGAACAUGCAGGCGCGCAUUCGUCUGGCAGAUGGAUCCACGCUCGAAGUAGGGAAGGCAUUGAGGUUAGACGUCGGCCUAGCGGGGAAGGUGGUCAGCAUGUUGAUGCUUAUCAUGCCCUCAAUGCUGGACCACGUCAUCCUAGGGAUGGAUUUCUUGGGCGCGAUGGGCACUACAAUCCGCUGCGGCAUUGCAAAGCUGGACCUAGAGACGGUGACGGCACCGAUCGUGGGGCCAGGAACGAGAGAAGAGCCGAAAGAGGGUCUCACGCGUCAAGAGGCGGGAGCACCUGCUCGGCUACAGGGAGAGAAUACCAAGAGGGAACCGAAGGAAGGCCUCCCAGGUCAUGGAAAUGGAGCACCUGCUCGGCAACCGAUGGAAAAGAACUUGAGGAAGGAGCCGAAUGAAGGCCUCCCAUGUCAUGGAAGGGGAGCACCUGGGGGCGGCACGGCGGAAAUGUGCCAGAGGACGGAGGGACUAGGAGCAAUAGUUAGGAUCCACCCAGACACAGGGGAUCAGGAGCGACUGCCAGAAUGGAACGAUCAUGAAGCUCCAUCUGUAGUCGGAGUGAUGCCCGGGAUAGACGAGGCACAGGGCGAGUACAGCACCGAAGAGGCAGAGUGGCCAGCGGAUCUGGAUCCGGAACUUAGGGAGUUCCUGGAUCAAAAAGAAGACUGGCGAGUGGCGCAUGUGCAUCGGCAACUCAACGCGCAUUCCAUCCCAGAUGCUUAUCCUGUUCCCAGGAUUAAUCACAUCCUUGAGCGGUUGCGUCACGACCGGUUCAUCUCCACUCUGGAUUUGAAGCACGGGUACUGGCAGAUACCGAUGGCAGCCGAUAGUCGGGAGUGUACGGCGUUCACAGUCCCCGGAAGAGGUAUUUUCCAAUGGCGGGUGAUGCCAUUUGGUCUACACUCGGCGUGUGCGACCUUUCAGCGAGCAUUGGAUACAGUAAUAGGACCGGAAAUGGAGCCUAAUGCGUUUGCCUACUUAGACGACAUCGUGGUGAUAGGGGCAACGAAGGAGCAACAUGUAAACACGAUAUGCAGACCGGUGUUCCGCCGGUUAAGAGCGGCCAAUCUCAAACUGAAUAGGAAGAAGUGCAGUUUCUUCCGGGAGAGGUUGGUCUACCUAGGACAUGUCAUUUGUGGGGAAGGAAUACGUACCGAUCCAGAGAGGGUGGAGGCGAUACGUAAUCUGAGGGCCCCGACAAAUUGCAAGGAACUGCGGCAGUGUCUCGGGAUGGCGUCAUGGUACAGGCGCUUCGUUCCUAACUUCGCGACUCAAGUACAACCGCUCACAGCGCUCUUAAAGAAGGGGCAGAAAUGGGCAUGGGAGCAAGCACAGGAAGAGGCAUUGCGUCAAUUGAAGGAUAGCUUGACGACUGCCCCUGUGUUGGCUUGUCCAGACUUUUCCGCCAAAUUCGUCUUGCAGACUGACGCGAGUGAGUAUGGCCUCGGCGCAGAGCUGACACAGACAAUUGAGGGACAGGAGCGGGUGAUCGCUUACGCGAGCCGGAAGUUACUAAAAGCUGAGGUGAACUAUUCCGCCACCGAGAAGGAGUGUUUAGCAAUCGUAUGGUCGAUCCGGAAGUUGCGUUGCUACCUAGAAGGGUACCGAUUCGACGUAGUAACGGACCAUCUAGCACUCAAGUGGCUCAAUUCGAUCGAGAGCCCGUCAGGAAGGAUUGCGCGAUGGGCAUUGGAACUGCAGCAAUUCCAAUUUCACGUUCACUACCGACGAGGGAAGCUCAACGUCGUGGCCGACGCACUAUCAAGACAUCCUCUAAAGACCUGUCAGCAAGCAGUGGCGGCCGAGUCACCGUUUAAAUGGGUCGCGAGUAUGCGUGCCAGGAUCGCCGAAGAGCCAGCCAAGUUCCCGGAUUACACCCAAGAAAACGGACAGUUAUAUAGGCAUUUGGGCCAUCGGAAAGACGACGAGGACUACAUCCCCUGGAAACUAUGCGUGGCCAGUAGUCAACAUUUGUAUUCGAAUUUAACCGCCGGCCAUCGCAGCAACCGUGCGUUGCUGAUCGGUUGCUCAACACCGCCUUCGAGAGCGCAGCUUCGAUUCGGCGGCAAAGAGCGAAAGCUCCGAAGCGAAGUUGCGAAAGCUCGCGGCGAAGUUGAGUAA